GCACAGCUGAGAGUCGAAAGAGGUCAAAACACUGAGAGGACGGGGAGCGACUGCGAUUUGUUUGCUUUGUGUGGCUUUGUUUGGCAGUAGAUGUUGUAAAAACGUUCCUUAUCGGGAGGUGGCGUGUUGAGGCCUUUGUUAUCGUAAAUGGGAGUGGGUUGGUGAUCUCCAAGGUUGUAUUCACAGUCCAGAAUUAUCCCACGCGCUGGUAGCCAUUCUGGCCUCUAGUGGGGAAUCGAGCGACGGUGGUUUUUCGCCCCCACCGCGAAAGAAGACCAGGCUCGUUAGUAUGCAGCAGGCUACGAAUGGAAGUUCGAAGAAUGCUGCACAUGGCGAUGGAGCCACCUCUGCCCUCAAUGGGGCAUCCACCAAUGGGCAAAGCUCAUCUGGAAGGCCUCCAAAAAUUUCCAAAAGAGAUGGUGACGUAAUCCGCUUGGUAGGCCAAUACCUUCAAGAUCUUGGAUUAACUAAGAGUGUGGAUCAGCUGAUGGAGGAGUCCGGUCUCUGCCUGAACCACCCAGCAGCAGCUAGGUUCCACCAGCACAUCCUGUCAGGAGAGUGGGUCAAGGCUGAAGCGGAUCUUCUGGAGCUGAAGAACCUGCUGGAUGAUCCGGACGAUGUCGUUAAGAUGCGGUUCCUGCUGCUGGAGCAAAAGUACCUGGAGCUGCUGGAGGACGGCAGGGCCAUCGAUGCGCUGGAGGUGCUCCGUCAUCAGCUCACGCCGCUCAAACACAACGUGCAGCGCGUCCAUCAGCUCAGCAGUUACAUAAUGUGCAGCACGUCUGAGGACCUGCGCGAACAGUCGGGCUGGCCGGGCGCCAGUGCCGAGUCGCGCGGUCUGCUGAUGUCCCGUCUGCAGCAGUUUCUGCCGCCGUCGGUGAUGGUGCCCGGUAACCGCCUGGAGACGCUGCUGGAACAGUCUGCCGAGCUGCAGCGCAGUCGGUGUCCGUUCCACAACACCGCCGCAGACACGGCUGAUCAUGGUCUGCUGGUCGACCACGUUUGCUCCAGGGAGCAGUUUCCCACGGAGACGGUGCAGAUUCUCCAGGAGCACAACGACGAGGUGUGGUUCUGUAAAUUUUCACCGGACGGCCGGCUGCUGGCGUCCGGCUCCAAGGACAGCACCAUCAUAGUGUGGGAUGUCAACAUGGACACGUACACGCUGAAGCCGCGCCACACGCUGCUGGGUCACAUGGACGGUCCUCACGGGUACGCGCUCUGCUACCUGGCCUGGUCGCCCGACUCACGCUACCUUCUGGCCGCGCACGAGUCGCCUGAGGUUCGGAUCUGGGACGCUAUCCACGGCACCUUGGAGAAGAGCGUCAACCACUCCAGCAACGACGCCAUCAUGUGCGGCGCCUGGCACCCGGACGGCACCAAGUUCGUCUGUGGUGGCACACACGGCCAGUUCUAUCUCUCAGACAUCCGCGGCACCCAGCACGACCGGUGGGAGGGCGUGCGGGUGCGCUCACUCUGGUUCCAGAACGACGGUCACAUGAUUCUGGCGGCCGACACACAUAACCGCGUCUGUGGCUUCUACUCGGACGAUCCGAAACCUUACGAAAUCCUCACGGAGAGCGGCGACGUGAUAUCCAUGUGCAUCAACGACGAGGGUAACAUGGCUGUGCUGAACGUGGCGAACAAGGGCGUCCACCUCUGGGACCUGCAGGAUAAGGUGCUGGUUCGGAAGUUCCAGGGCCUGACGCAGGGCACGUUCAACGUGUACAGCUGCUUCGGCGGCAUCAAUCAGGAGUUUGUGGCCUCGGGUAGUGAAGAGUGUAACGUGUAUAUCUGGAACACGCGCCGCGAGAAGCCGGUAGCCGUGCUGCAGGGCCACACCAACACGGUCAGCUGCGUCAGCUGGAACCCGCAGUGUCCCAGCAUGCUGGUCUCCUGCAGUGACGACUGCACCGUGCGCGUCUGGGCUCCCGCCGCCCAGUACAGGAGCUCAUCGUCCGGCCGGCCGGCGGGCGGCAGCGGGGCUUCCGAUCUCUCGAGUAACGGCUCGGCACCAUCGUAGAAGUAAGCUCAGCGGCGGCGGUGAGCGGUGGGACGCUGGUGCCUUGACGGCCACUCUCCGCUCGCUGGGUGGACACGCGCGCCCUGACAGUGGUCUCAGAAGGCACGGCACGGUGGCCAGGGUGCGUCCAAUGCGGCCGGCGGGACACGGAAGGUACGAAGGAUGGCGGUGGAGUGGCGGCGCAGGGAGUGGAAAGGCAGGAGGUGGAGACUGGUGGAAUGAUGGGGGUGUGAAGGCGGAAAAGGAGAAUGAGAAGCGGAGGGUGAGCCAGAUAGGAGGAGGAGGAGCGAGGAGUGAGGGAGAAGGUGGUGAGGCGAUAUUGAAGAGAGUGAGAUUAGGAGGGAAGGAAGAGAGGAGGAGGGAUUCGAAAUGGGGAGAAUUGCGAGGCGCCAAUUUGAGAUGGAGAUGUCUAUAGGCAGCGGUGAAUGGAUGGUCAGAUGCAUUGAUAUGGGAAUCUGCGAAUGAUAAGCAUUAUGAGAUAACAAUCUUAUUUACCGGCACGUGUCCCCUUGGGCGGAGGUGUGGGUGGGAGCGAGACAAUAUCUGGGUGGCCCAAUUAUGUUCUCAGUCUCAGAAAGGGCCGCCGCUGUUGGAAGAAAGGAUAAGGGAUGAGCUCGCCAUUGCUUGAACCUGGGAGGGCCGGGAUAGGCGGCUUUAGAAUGUAAAAGUGUACAGGAGUCAGGCUGGUAUACCUAAGAACCGUAAGGGACGGGAUGCGGCUAGGGUGGGCCUGUGAGGAGGAAGAGAAGAUGAAGCGAGAAGGGAGUACGAUCAGGAGACGGAAGAUGAGCGGAGGUAGGAGGGAGCUCGUUAUGGAGAGGACAGAGAGUUGGAGGCCGGAGGGGAGCGGACGGACAUCCAGCCACCCUGCAGCUGCCGCCCCGACCCGGCCGGUUACUGCCCUCCGGCCGGCCGAGCCGCCCUGUUUUGCACUUUUGUAUCGCGGCGGCCGAGGCCUUGUGUUGUGUCCUGGUAUGCUUUAGUAUGUAUUUGGUGACGCAGAAACUAUCAACUAUCAUGGGCUCGUGGCCGGCUCAGAAUGGGGGUUUGUGUGUGUGCGUGUGUGGCCUUGAUUUCUCUAGCGGUAGACUAGAGAGGAGGAUGGAUUUAUUUGUCUAAGUUUAUCGCGGAGUGUCGCCUUGUGCUGCUAUGAAAGAUUCGGCGUGGACCAUUAGAAGGCCCAGCGGUAUGAAAUACGUUUCUAUAUAACUACACCACAGUUUGUUGCUGCGUCAUUUGCUCAGAGGAGUGAUACCUUCGGAACCGCGUUGCUUUAUUACGUACCCACAGUCAGUGUUUUAACGCAGCGCUCCUGCGGCAUAUAUCAGAAACUCACCCCGUCCCCCGCUGUUCGCCUGUGCUGGUCUGUCCCGCUGGGUGUGCUGUGUCUAACUGCCACGGUCGAAGUGCAGAGAGAGGCCUGGUGUGCCGAGGAGCGAUAUCCGGGCGGUCCCGCCGCGGUAUGGGUCCUCUGACUCGUGUGACUCACCCCUUACGUCCUCUCGAAGUCACCGAACCGAUUUGGGCCGUCCCCUGGCUUCCCCACCGCGUCUGGUCUGUAUAUAACCACCUCGAUACACCACGGAGUUCGACGGGAAGAGACCGGAGACUGGACGGUCCCGCCGGCCGCUGGGUCCAGGCCACGUCUCGGUCACGUCUCGGCCACGUCCAGGCCACGUCUCGGGCGGUGUCCCUCGGACGUGUGGGGUCAGAACCGACCGCGAUCGGCCGGCCGCCGGUGGUCCGCCGGGCUUUAAUCAUUAGAGAAGGCUCUUUUAGCGGGGAGUCGCAGCCAUGCCGGUCCGGUGGUCGCGCUUGCCGAACGGUGUCGAUGAUUGCGUGCGCCAUGUGUAUGUACAGGCCCGCGCCGGUUCAGCCACGGCUAUACAACAUCGAGCGACGCGCAGCGGUGGGUUAAGGGUGCUCUCUCACGCGAACCAUGGGUGUUAUCUAUGACGUUUCUCUAUCAGCGGCCGUAUCUGUGUCUCGGCGAAUGUCCGAAAUCGGCCUCUCAUCAGUAUUGGUAGCACAGGCAGCAUUCUCAGCUUCCACACGCCAUUUUCACGUGGAGGUGUUGUUGUUCACCGCCUCACGAGUUUUGACUUCUGUCUGUCUCUCUGUAUUUUGCGAGUGUGAACACCCAUGUUUCCUGAGAAGCACUGCGACGGACGGCGGGUGGCCAGGGCUAGAGCGUCUUAUCCAUGUGUUCUCAACCAUAUUGUGUAUAAUAAACUGUCCUUUU
Amphibalanus amphitrite is the source of this 4262-nucleotide messenger RNA. RefSeq names its product WD repeat-containing protein 26-like. The record is from RefSeq and is a predicted model, not a curated record. Gene Ontology annotation, molecular function: protein binding. The transcript is spliced from 13 exons. Bases 290 to 2020 code for a protein of 576 amino acids. Gene Ontology annotation, cellular component: GID complex. Gene Ontology annotation, biological process: proteasome-mediated ubiquitin-dependent protein catabolic process. NCBI's taxonomy places the organism in Eukaryota, Metazoa, Arthropoda, Thecostraca, Balanomorpha, Balanidae.